Molecule: messenger RNA, 902 nt
Organism: Vigna angularis (adzuki bean)
Lineage: Eukaryota; Viridiplantae; Streptophyta; Magnoliopsida; Fabales; Fabaceae
Exons: 4
Coding region: 398-721 (107 amino acids)
Biological process (GO): translation
Cellular component (GO): mitochondrion; large ribosomal subunit
Molecular function (GO): structural constituent of ribosome
Source: RefSeq, a predicted model, not a curated record
UAACAUAAGCGCUUUACAUGCGUUGCUGUUCAUUUCUUUACCCUUUGGAAGCACCGCCGGUGUGUUGGUUUUGAUUCUUCUUUCCUCACCUCUGCUCCGCGAGACGAACCUCAUCCUCCUUCCACCGCGGCCACCUCUUCCUCUCGGAAGAGGUUUUCAGAGUCUGCCUCCGAUUCCAAGAUCAAGUUCAGUCUCCAACACGAGUUCGGCGACUCCGAUUUCUCCGACGCCAACAAAUUCUCUGCUUGCCUCAAGACUUGGAGCCGCGGCGGUCAGGUUCUCCUUUCAGUGGAAAAGGUUUUUCAAAAGGACUGGUUAUCUUUCCUUCACUACUUCAUUUGAAUAUACUUGUCACUCUUCAUAGGUCUCUUCAAUUUAAUUUUUACAAGCUGAAGGCAUGAAUGCGUUCAAGGCAUACAAGGCUUGCGUGCCAAUUGCUUGGAGCCCAAAUCUCUACAUAACUUUGGUGAGGGGUAUUCCAGGGACCAGGAGGCUCCAUAGGCGCACUUUGGAAGCACUUCGCCUACGCAAAUGCAAUCGAACUGUCAUGCGAUGGAACACACCUACGGUUAGGGGGAUGCUCCAACAGGUCAAGAGGUUAAUUGUUAUUGAGACAGAGGAAAUGUACAAGGCCCGCAAACAGAAGGAGGAAACGCACCGAGCUCUACGUCCUCCGCUGGUCAUAAGUCAUAAACCUCCCUCGCUUACUGAUGCUUUAUGAAGUCCACUGUGUUCUUAAGGAUAUUAUCUUCUUGCUACUAAAACUAUUUAAUGCCAUUGUUUAAGGCUUUCUUCUCCAAUGGACAAAGUUUUGUUUUGAAGGUAUUGUCGUAGUUGAAUCUAUAAUUUUGUAAUGUUUUCUACUGAUAACAUUAGUCAAAUUCAGGCUUCUGCUCGUGAAA